Messenger RNA from Achroia grisella, 1284 nucleotides. RefSeq names its product ras-related and estrogen-regulated growth inhibitor-like protein. The coding region runs from base 245 to 880 and encodes 211 amino acids. NCBI's taxonomy places the organism in Eukaryota, Metazoa, Arthropoda, Insecta, Lepidoptera, Pyralidae. The transcript has 6 exons. The record is from RefSeq and is a predicted model, not a curated record. Gene Ontology annotation, molecular function: GTPase activity; GTP binding.
GAGAUGCCGGCAGUCGCGCGGGAAACGUAGCGGCAGAUGGUCGAGCGACCGGCGCUCCGAUACAGCAUCCCACGAUAAUUUGCUUUCUCGAAAUUAUUUACGAUAAUCAACAUAGAUAUUUUUUAUUAUCUGUGAACUGUGGACACAGUGAUGACUAAAUUUAUGUGAUAAAGGUAUCGGUUCGAAAUUAUGUUCGAUUGAAUGAUAUUUCGAGGGAAUAAUCGGGAAAAACAAGUCUUUCCAAAUGAAGAUGACAGUGAACCGUAUAAGGGUGGUGGUGCUUGGGAGUCCGCGCAGUGGCAAAUCUGCUGUGGUGGUGCGUUACCUAACAAAACGAUACAUCGGCGAGUACAGUUCGACAGGCGAUUUCCUUUAUCAACACCGAGUGGCUUUCGACGGCGUCGUAUCCGAAGUAGAAGUACUGGACACUUCUAAUUGCGCGAUUCGCGGUUGUCUUGCUGAGCACGUGCGAUGGGGAGAUGCGUUUGCGGUUGUAUAUUCGGUAUGCGAAAGGCGUUCAUUCCUCGCGGCGGCAGAAUUGCUCUCACUGCUCGAAAGAACGAGGCUACCGGGCUGCGCAGCCAUUACCCUCUUGGGGAAUAAACGUGACCUCGAACACGCCAGGGAGGUCCAUGCAGAGGAGGGUCAGGAACUAUCUCUUCGGUUCGGGUGCCAGUUCUAUGAGGUGUCUGCAGCGGAAUCAUGCGCUGGCGCAGCGCUAGCGUUCCACGCGCUUCUGCGAGAGGCGCGUGCUCUCGCGCUCCUACUACCAGCGCCUCGGCGGAAACUUGCCGCCUACUCCGUCUCCAAGGUUAUUGGAACGAUAUUCGGCAAGAACAGCAAGAGUGUAAGAAAGAAAAGGCCGUCAUUGAGCAUUUAAAUUAAGACUAUUUAUUUAUAUUUAUAAGCCCACAGACUGUACUUGUUAUUAGAAAUAUUAUUAAAAUGAGUAGUUUAGGUACGUAAUUGGUGCCUAAUAUUUGAUACUAAGCUUAAUGUACAUAUAUAAAAUAUACUGUAUGAGUAUAGAAUUGGCGAUGUUAUUCGCAGCCAUAAGUUAAUACAACGUAUAUGUGUAAAUAAACGCAAUGUUUAAUGUAAAUAUUUAUGUUAUUGUAUUAACAUACACCUCGCACUAGAGCUAAGACAAUAAAUUGUAAAUAUAAAAUAAAAUUUAUGAUAUUCGGAAAUAAGUAUUACGUUGUAUGAUAUUACUUAAUAUAAAAAAUAAUAAAAGUAUGUAAGUAUUAGAUGACAACAGUUCUAUUCAUUUCACCUUGUCCC